Messenger RNA from Hydatigera taeniaeformis, 393 nucleotides. Lineage: Eukaryota; Metazoa; Platyhelminthes; Cestoda; Cyclophyllidea; Taeniidae. The record is from the annotation of a GenBank genome assembly.
AUGGUCCUCUUAACUGCAGUAAUGCUUCUUCUCAAUAAGAGCUCUAUGCACGGUCCUUGGAACAGCGUUUGCUUGCUUACGUCUGCUUUAAGGGUGGAUUUAUUUCUUUCCUACCUACAGCGUUUCUCGCCAUGCAGUCGACGCGCAAUCGGUCGCUGUCUGGCUUCGCGAGCGGUGCUUUGCUUUGAGGAAGAACCUUUUGCUCGUCUGCCACUAAGUCAGUGCGGCAACUCGCGUGUCGAUCCAGGUGAGGAGUGCGACCCAGGUUGGCGUGUCGGUGGGGCUCAAAAGGCGGAUCCAUGCUGUACUUCUCUCUGCCGUCUUAAGCCUGGAGCCAAAUGCUCUCCUCUCAACCACCAGUGCUGCACUUUGGGUAGGGCCAAAUCACUUUAA